Messenger RNA from Drosophila nasuta, 823 nucleotides. It is a transcript of the gene RpS7, whose product is annotated as ribosomal protein S7. NCBI's taxonomy places the organism in Eukaryota, Metazoa, Arthropoda, Insecta, Diptera, Drosophilidae. Gene Ontology annotation, molecular function: structural constituent of ribosome. Gene Ontology annotation, cellular component: small-subunit processome; cytosolic small ribosomal subunit; 90S preribosome. Gene Ontology annotation, biological process: rRNA processing; translation; ribosomal small subunit biogenesis. The record is from RefSeq and is a predicted model, not a curated record. The transcript is spliced from 4 exons. The coding region runs from base 102 to 686 and encodes 194 amino acids.
GCGGCCAACUUCGCGUUCAAAGCAACCCUGUGUACCGAUGACGUUUGCACAGUUCAGUGUCACGGCGUUGACUUCCUUUCCUGUCAAAAUAGUCGACAAAGAUGGCUAUCGGCUCCAAGAUUAUCAAGCCCGGCGGCUCAGACCCCGAUGAGUUCGAGAAGUCGAUUGCCCAGGCGCUCGUUGAGCUUGAGGCCAACAGCGACCUGAAGCCCUACCUCCGUGAUUUGCACAUCACUCGUGCACGCGAGAUUGAGUUCGGCAGCAAGAAGGCCGUCAUCAUCUACGUGCCCAUUCCACAGCAGAAGAUUUUCCAGAAGAUCCAGAUCAUCCUGGUCCGCGAGUUGGAGAAGAAGUUCUCCGGCAAGCACGUUGUGGUUAUUGGCGAGCGCAAGAUUCUGCCCAAGCCAACGCGCAAGGCCCGCAACCCAUUGAAACAGAAGCGUCCACGCUCGCGCACUCUGACCGCUGUGUACGAUGCCAUUCUUGAGGAUCUGGUCUUCCCCGCUGAAAUUGUGGGCAAGCGCGUCCGCGUCAAGCUGGACGGUUCUCAGCUGGUCAAGGUGCACUUGGACAAGAACCAGCAGACCACCAUUGAACACAAAGUUGACACCUUCACAUCGGUCUACAAGAAGCUCACCGGCCGCGAUGUUACCUUCGAAUUCCCAGACAACUACCUGAAUGUCUAGAGAGUGUUCCGCUAGAAAAGUCGUCGUGCUUGGUUCAGUUCAACAAAAGAUUCUGUCGUACAGAAGAUGGCUCUUUUAAGAUGAACUGAAGAACGUAGCGUCAACUAAAUAAACAGUAAACAUUUUUAAAAAUUAAA